Messenger RNA from Suncus etruscus (white-toothed pygmy shrew), 1268 nucleotides. RefSeq names its product V-set and immunoglobulin domain containing 2 (gene VSIG2). The record is from RefSeq and is a predicted model, not a curated record. NCBI's taxonomy places the organism in Eukaryota, Metazoa, Chordata, Mammalia, Eulipotyphla, Soricidae. The transcript has 8 exons. The coding region runs from base 1 to 1206 and encodes 401 amino acids.
AUGAAUGCAAGUGCCUGGGAAGGGAAGGUGGGGAGGAGAGCUGAGGACAAGAAGGAGGUUCUGGAAGGGGUCAGCUCACCCUGCUCCCCAAGGCCUGACAGUUCCGGGACAGAACCUUGCCAGCUCCCAGACCCCUCAACACAGACGGAGCAUGGCCCGGCCUUCUGGCUCCUUCCUCUCAGGGGUCCUGCUGGUUGUGGCACGCCUGAGUGGUGGUUUGAGGAAAGAAGCCAAGGGUUGGCCGACACCACGUCAGCUGGCCCCUGUCCCCCAGCUCCGGGGCUGGCCGUGGAGGUGACGGUGCCCCCUGAGCCCCUGAGUGCACCACUGGGUGGGACAGCAGAGCUGGGCUGCACCUACCGCACGUCGGUUGGGGACAACUUUGCCCUGGAGUGGAGCUUCGUGCCGCCUGGGAGACCGCUCUCCGAAACCCAGCCUAUCUUAUACUUCACCAAUGGCCGCCUGUAUCCAACUGGUUCUAAGGGAAAACGGGCCAGCCUGCUGCAGAGCCCUCCCACGCGGGGGGUGGCCACCCUGAAACUGAGCAGCGUCCAGCCCUCAGACACUGGGACCUUCCUGUGCCAUGUUAACAACCCGCCUGACUUUGACACCAACGGCCUGGGGAUGAUCAACCUCACUGUGCUAGUGCCCCCCAGUAGACCCUCGUGCAGACGAACUGGUGACAUCUCCGUGGGAGGAGCUGCGGCGCUGAUGUGCAGCUCUUCCGAGGGCGCCCCCAAGCCAGUUUAUAACUGGAUUCGCUUGGGGUCUGCCCCUGCAUCUCCCCAGGGCAGCAUGGUGCAAGAUGAGGUGUCCGGCCAGCUCAUCCUUUCCAACCUCUCCCUGGCCUCCUCGGGGACAUACCGCUGUGUGGCCACCAACCAGUUGGGCAGCGCAUCCUGCGAGCUGGCUCUCUCCGUGACCGAUCCCUCCACAGGAGGCCGGGUGGCUGGAGCAGUGAUCGGGGUGCUCCUGGUUGUGCUGUUUCUGUCCAUCACUGUGUUCUGCCUGAUACGGGUUCAGAAGGAAAGAAGGAAGCGGCCCCAGGAGACAUACGUGGGCAGUGACCUGAGGGAAGACGCUGUGGCCCCUGGGAUUUCUGAGCCCGCUCCUGCCAAACCGGACCCCAGCAGUGGCCUCCUGGAGAGACGCCUCUCCACCAGCACUCUGACAUCCACCAAGUCCAAGCUCGCCAUGGUGGUCUGAAAACACACUUAGUCCCUGGAGGGCUGUGGGAAUGUCAAAAAUUAAAGUCUUUGGGUACCAGA